AUGAUAAAUGGCAAGUCACACACUGUGAGUUGUAGAAAGACUUAUAGAAAUGGAGAAGGAUAUAAAAAAUUAGUAAAUAAUGACAACUGUUCAGAAAAAAAUGAAGACAAAUAUAAAGAAAGCCUUGACAAUAAUACAAAAGAGAAAGAAGAAUCUUAUGAUAAUUCAAUAUUAAAAAUAACAUUAUUUUUUGUUUUACUAGCUCAUACAAUUAUAAUUUAUAUACUAAUCAGAAUAAAAAAAAUAAAAAAUAUAAAUUGUAAGUUAAAAGAUAAGAGUAUUAUAUUUAUAUCAGAAAUAGUAAAACUUUUAUUAUCAUGUUUUUUUUAUUCAAAAGAAAAUCAAUUUAAUAUAAAAAUAAUAAUAAAUAAUUUAGUUGAUAUAGUUGCAAAUAAAAAAUUAUAUCUUAUAUAUUUAAUGCUACCAAGUAUAUUAUAUUAUAUACAAAAUAUUCUUUUUUAUAUAUCAGUAUCAAAUAUUCCUAUUCCUUUAUUUCAGUUAUUACACCAAUUCAGAAUAUUUGUUGUUUCGAUAUUUACAUUUUUAAUUUUAAAAAAAAAAAUAAAAAGAGAAAAAAUUUUUUCAAUAUUAUUUUUAUUUUUAUCAUUGAUAUCCCUCAAGGAUUAUGGAAUCCAUUUUACCAACUACUUUGUAAGACAAAAUUAUAACAACAUAAAACAUGUUAGCAUAUUUAAUAAUACACCAAAUCAUAAUAUUACAAAAUAUAAAUUACUAAACCAAUUCAAUGUAUUAUUAUUUUAUUAUAUUCUUCAAAAGAAAACAUUAAAUAAGCAUGUCUUAAAAUUGCCUAUAUUAUUACUCUUACAAAAACAUGAAAAAAAAAAUAUACUUAAAAGGUUGGAUAGGGAGCUAGAUUCUCAAAAUAGUUUACCCCUUCAUAAUAAUGAAUAUUAUAUCAAACAAGUUUUACAAAAUAAUAAAAAUGAAACAGUUGUGCCAAAACAGUUUAAUAUGAACACCGGUGUAAUCAGAAAUGUGAAUAAUAAUAAUAUAAUAGUAGGAAUUAUUUCUACAUUUUCAAUAGCAUUAAUUAGUGGAUUUUCUAGUGUGUUUUUAGAAUAUGUAUACAUUAAUUAUAAACAUUCUUUUUGGGUACAAAAUUUAUUUUUAUCUUUCUUUACAAUAAUAAUAAGUUUGUUGACAAAUAAUUUAAACGUACCCUUUGAUACUACAAAGUUGGCACAGAAAAAUAACACCAUCAAAAAUAAAAAAACCAAUCUUAAUGAUGAAGAAAGUCAAAAUAAACAAACUAUUGAAUCAUUUACAGACACCCCUUGGGAAGGUAGAAAAUGGUUUAUUAUUAAUAAAAUAAUUUAUUAUUUUUAUAAAUAUUUUAAUUCAUUUAAUGAAUUUCUUUAUGUUUCUACACUCAUAUUUUUAAAUGGUAUAGGAGGAAUUAUAACAUCGGUGUAUAUAAUAUAUGCUGGAAGUUUUUCAAAAUUUUUUAUUACACCAAUUAGUUUGCUAUUUAAUAUUUAUAUAUCCUCUAUAUAUUUCAAGGAUUUUGAAUUUACUGUUAAUUAUUUGGUUUCUUUAGUAUUUGUUUCUUUUUCUUUGUAUCUUUUUUUUAAAGACACUUUUAAAUCAGUAGCUAAUAAAUCCAAAUAA
Plasmodium vinckei vinckei is the source of this 1629-nucleotide messenger RNA. RefSeq names its product UDP-N-acetylglucosamine transporter, putative. Gene Ontology annotation, biological process: pyrimidine nucleotide-sugar transmembrane transport. Gene Ontology annotation, cellular component: Golgi membrane. Gene Ontology annotation, molecular function: pyrimidine nucleotide-sugar transmembrane transporter activity. Lineage: Eukaryota; Apicomplexa; Aconoidasida; Haemosporida; Plasmodiidae. The record is from RefSeq and is a predicted model, not a curated record. The transcript has a single exon. The coding region runs from base 1 to 1629 and encodes 542 amino acids.